Messenger RNA from Helobdella robusta, 339 nucleotides. RefSeq lists its product as hypothetical. Lineage: Eukaryota; Metazoa; Annelida; Clitellata; Rhynchobdellida; Glossiphoniidae. The record is from RefSeq and is a predicted model, not a curated record. The transcript is spliced from 3 exons. Bases 1 to 339 code for a protein of 112 amino acids.
AUGAUGUUGUCGUUGAUGUUUUUGCUGCUACUGUUGUUUCUGUUGUUGAUGUCUUUGUCGUUGAUCAUCACAGACGUUUUAAAUCUAACACUGAGCACCUUCUUAAUCCUCUGGAGUGUUGAAAAUGAUGACGGCGACGACGAUGAAGAGGACAGUGGUGAUAAUGAAAGUGUUGACGAUGUCGACCAUGAGAAUGAUGAUUAUAUGAAGAUGAUGAUGGUCUAUGUUUACUUCAAGUGUGACAGUCAAAUUCCAAAAUUCAACUUCCAUGGGACGUUUUUAUACACAACACAAUUCCGCCAGUUCAGAUUUUACACCUUAAAUCUUUAUUAUGAUUAA